Messenger RNA from Colletotrichum gloeosporioides, 2664 nucleotides. RefSeq names its product Nuclear GTPase SLIP-GC. The record is from RefSeq and is a predicted model, not a curated record. Bases 1 to 2664 code for a protein of 887 amino acids. The transcript has 6 exons. Lineage: Eukaryota; Fungi; Ascomycota; Sordariomycetes; Glomerellales; Glomerellaceae.
AUGCCUCCCGGUUGGCCCAUCAAGAUCGAGCCUAUCCACGGCGGCGAGCUACUCAGGGUUCCUCAUGUUCGGCAACCGCUCGUCAACAUGACUUUCUCACUUCUAGACAGGCUCAAGUACGAAAACAAUCCAGAAGUCUGGGAAAGACACGUUGCAAAGGCUUUGCCUAUCUUGGAUAGGCUGGAGCCAAUCUGCAAGAGCAUGUCAUCUUCACAGAGGCUCAGCAGGGAGAUGAGAGUUGCUGCUACGAACUGGGUGAACGACAUUGGUGCGGUCCGGCAGCGAGCUGCGCAGAGAAGCAAGAUUGUCAUUGGUGUGUUUGGCGGCACGGGUGACGGAAAGAGUUCAACCAUCAACGCUCUGCUAGAUGAGGCUAGUCUGCUCCCCACCAAUUGCAUGCGGGCCUGCACCGCUUGCGUCACCGAGAUAUCUUAUAAUGAUGAUGACGACCCCGAGAAUCCAUACCGAGCGGAGAUCGACUUUGUCUCGCCAGAAGACUGGAUGCGUGAGAUUCGAACAUUUCUCAAAGAGGUUGCUGCCAACAACGUUCAACCGUAUGGUGACGAGGAUGAGGAUGAGAUGGACUUGGACGCCAGCGAGGCUGCCAAGUCUGUUGCCAAAGCCCGAGCUGUCUAUGCCAACAUUGACAACGAAGUCCUGUUGGAAAGCUCACCGCAUGAGCUAAUCAGACAUCCGAAUGUCUAUUGGGUCCUUGGAACCACUCGGACAUUCAAGGCUGCUACGGGAAAGGACCUCCGCCGACAAGUCGAACGCUACAUCGACUCAAAAGAUGAGAAUGAUGACGAAACCGUCGCCUACUGGCCUCUGGUCAAGGCCGUCCGAAUUUUCACACGCGCAGAGGCAUUGUCCAACGGAGUGACAAUCGCAGACCUGCCCGGCACUCAUGAUGCAGAUGCCGCCAGAGCAUCUAUGGCCAAAGAAUACAUGAAGUCCUGUGCUGCUAUCUGGAUUGUGGCCCCCAUCCAUAGAGCAGUCGACAACAAGACAGCCAGAGACUUGCUCAGUGACAAUUUCAAGCACCAGCUCAAUCUUGACGGGUCCUUCUCGUCGGUUACUUUCAUCUGCACCAAGACGGACCAGAUCAGCCUCAGCGAUGCGAUGAACAAUUUGAAGAGGCAUCUGGACCCCGAGAUCAUCAAAUACCGGGAAAAGGCUGCCACGCGUCGGCAGGAGAUCAAGCUUUUGAAAAAGAAGAUCCUGAACCUUCGAAUGAGCUCGGGCUUGACGGAAGACUCAGAGGACGACAUCGACAUGCAUCAACCUGCGAAGAGAGUCAGAAUUGAGCGAAUUGACGAGUACAGAAAGCAACUGGAGAUAGCCGAGAAUGACCUGAAUGACCUUGAUGAGAUGGUCCGCAUGGCAUGCAUUCAGAAGCGAAAUGACAUUUCGCGUGACACCCUAAGAAACUACUUCAACCGCAUCGUCAGAGAGGCUCGCCAAAAGAGCAGUCUCAGAAGGAACGACACUAGAAAUGCACAACUGGAGGAUGAUAUUUCUGGCAAUCUUCCCGUCUUCUGCACAAGCAGCCAUGCAUACCAGGCCUUGAGAGGUCUUUCGGAGGACGACAUGGAUGAAUUUCGCGGGUUCUUCGAUAACGCAGACACGGAUAUUCCACAGCUUCAAAGUCAUGCACAAACCGUAACCAAUGAGCUACGAAUUGCGAAGCAGAGAGAAGUACUGGCUGGUAUCUACCAGGUCCUCAACUCCGUCUCUCUUUGGACACAGAACACCCCAGAUUUAGCAGCAGCGUUGAGUAGCGACACCUUGUCCUCAUUGCUCGACACAUUUGAGAGGACCAUGAGUGCAACGAUAAAUGUUUGCCUCGACCAUAUCCAACAUAACCUGAAAGGACUCUUCGAGACAGCCCAUCAGGCAGCCAGAGUUGCUGAAGCAGAGGCUGCUUUGAUCGUCUUCAAUUGGUUUUUGCCAAAAAGAUCAGGUGGCAUCUAUCAUUCGACCUUGAGGGCAUUGGUGGUCCGACGUGGUGUCUGGGGACCAUGGAAUCUCAACGAAGAACUUCUUGAGCCGUUCUCCAACAACAUACUACACCAAUGGGCUGGCGUGUUUCAACGAGAUGUCCCUGGCCAUUUGGAUGACUUUCUUGUGGAUGCGGUAGAGCUUCUCUCAAGAACUCACGACCGCAUCAUGCGCAAGCUUCGAGAGACUGCGGGCGAAGACUUGCGCCUUCGUGGGCAACUGGAUAUGCAACUCAAACUUCACAAAGACGGCCUCAAGCGUAUCAGCGCUGAAGUCAAGAACACUGUCAACCGCGCUCAGAAGCUGGCCAGUCGAGAGCCCUUGCAGGUUGUUGGAGCCUUCAUGAAUGCCGGCUAUGGCCAUUGCAUGAACGAGAAAGGAAAGGGAAUGAUGAAGCGCAUGAGAAAUGUGCUCUCGGACCAUCUUGCCGUAUACGAGAGAGACAUGUUCUUUGCAGUUACCAGUGUUCCCGAACAAGUACUCCAAGAGGCAGCCCGCAACGCUUCGGAUAUCUUGGUGGAUAGGGUUGGAGGGAUUUUGCGCACGAUGCGCACCGACUACGUGGUUGCGUUGACGAAGCGUGAGGAGUCUGCGCGUCGCGCGGAGGCUCUCUUCAAGGAGAAGAUGGUGGAAGUUCUCAACUUUGCGCAGCCUUUGAUUCGAUGA